Messenger RNA from Halteromyces radiatus, 309 nucleotides. Its product is annotated as transcription initiation factor TFIID subunit A-domain-containing protein. Lineage: Eukaryota; Fungi; Mucoromycota; Mucoromycetes; Mucorales; Cunninghamellaceae. The transcript is spliced from 3 exons. The record is from RefSeq and is a predicted model, not a curated record. Gene Ontology annotation, biological process: DNA-templated transcription initiation; RNA polymerase II preinitiation complex assembly. Gene Ontology annotation, cellular component: SLIK (SAGA-like) complex; transcription factor TFIID complex; SAGA complex. The annotation marks the transcript as partial. Gene Ontology annotation, molecular function: protein heterodimerization activity; TBP-class protein binding; DNA binding.
CGUGUUUUAGCCAAACGUAAGAUUCAAGAACUAGUUGGACAAAUCGAUCCUGCUGAACGUCUGGAACCUGAAGUAGAAGAUAUCUUACUAGAAGUAGCGGAUGAAUUCAUUGAAUCAGUAACAACAUUUGCCUGUCGACUGGCAAAACAUCGAAAAUCAGAUACUUUAGAAGUGAAAGAUUUACAACUUCAUUUAGAACGAAACUGGAAUAUUCGAAUCCCUGGAUUUGCUUCAGACGAUAUCAGAUCUUUAAGAAAACCUAACGUACCUUCAAGUUAUCAAGCCAAAGUUCAAGCUGUCAAUCAUGCA